Molecule: messenger RNA, 1901 nt
Organism: Schistosoma guineensis
Lineage: Eukaryota; Metazoa; Platyhelminthes; Trematoda; Strigeidida; Schistosomatidae
Source: the annotation of a GenBank genome assembly
AUGGGUAACAUUUUAGGAUCAAGAAAAAAAUUACCAAAAGAAGAUUUAGAAUUUUUAAGAACGAAUACAAAUUUUACAAAAAAACAAAUUAAACAAUGGUAUCGUGGAUUUAUAAGAGAUUGUCCUUCUGGUCAAUUAAGUAAAAAGAAAUUUAUUGAAGUGUAUUCUGGAUUUUUCCCUGAUGGUGAUGCUGAAGAAUUUUGUACACAUGUAUUUCGAACAUUCGAUAAAGAUAAUUCUGGAAAAAUUGAUUUUAAAGAAUUUCUAUUAGCAAUUAAUAUUACAUCAGGUGGUAAACCAGAAGAGAAACUUGAAUGGGCAUUUCAAAUGUAUGAUAUUAAUGGUAAUGGAACUAUUGAAAAGCAUGAAAUGGUUGAAAUUAUCAAAACAUUUUCACAGGUUACUAAAGCUAACCAGUACAAAACGAUAUAUGUAGACAAGCAAACACAGAAACGUGACGUUAAUUCCUUUUUAAAAAAAAACUUUAGAUUUAUCAGCUAUUUGAUACUGAUAACAAAGUAUAAUGUCAUUCCAACAUCUUGUCAAUAUGAUUCUGUAUUGUCUGUUAUGAAGUAUUAACACAUUGUUAGCUAUUAACAGUCUAUUUACUCUAUGAUUGGCUAUUAUGCAUGUAUACUCAUAUUUCCAAAAUAUGAGAAAUGUAAACAAUUAAAUCAGUAUUAUAGAUUUAAACUUCCAUUUACAUAUGAAUCUUCCAAUAUGUUCAUACAUUGAAGUUAGUAGAUAGGAUAUCCUAGACAAUAAUUUGUUUCUUGAUAGAUGUUCACUAAUAAAAGCGUAUCUAUAAUCUUGACACCACUGAUACUCCAUAUAGAUUGCGAGCGCAUGUGACUCAAUUUCAGGACCCGAACUACUACUGACCCAUUAGGUUCGUGACUGAAUCUCUCAUUAUUAAUAUCUAUAUCAAUAUAUAUAUAUGAGUGUGAAAUGAAGUUAUUUGUUGUCAAGUAAUAAUAAAUAAGGUCUCUGAGAGUUGAACCUAGGCCAUCAUGGAAAACCUGGAAGCAGUGGACGGCCGUUUCUUCCCAUUGUUGACAGUUAUCAGAUCGAGAACUGAUGAAAACUAGGAGGAGGGAGUGACAACUCUGUUUUGCUCUAGUUCAUAAUAGUGAAUAGUUGUUUGAGCGUCGAAUGUAGUCAGCUUAAAAGCCUAAACAUAGAUUAUGUAUCAGUUGACACUUAAUGAUAGAAUAUAACUUGGGGUGUUGAGAGGGUUGACAUUCAUUUUGUAAUUCAAACUCUGCAUCACAUAGAUUCACAGUUAUAAACGUUAUCAAUGAGCUGGACUAGUUUCCACAUUUCAGCUUGAUCAAUCGAAUUCGAUCAGUAAGAAAGGACUAAGGAAACUUGACAUUGACGACUAUUUAUCAUAUGCCCAGAAUUCGAUUAGACAACAAUUCAAGUUCAAAAAGUAUUGAACAGCUAUUUCGUCCCAAUACAUAACUUCUUAGUGAUACUCAUCUACCAUCUCACUAAAGGUUGAGUUACCAACCUCCAAGACUAUCAGCAUACACUUAACAUUUAGAUUAACGAGUUGGUGGAAAUCAACAGUUUAUAUAUCUAACUUCGCUAAAUAUUAUGCAAAUAUUAUCCAUGGCUUUCAGUGAAAUUUGUAUUUAUGUUCAACAUGAUUAAACCCUAUUGUUCACAGUAAGGUGAUGAAUUUCAUUCUGGUUUCAAUGAUUACUUAACCAGAAUCAGUCCAGAAUAGGAACAAUCUUUUCAUUUCCCUGCAUUUUUUAAAAUGUUACAUUUUUAUAAUCAACUAUUUACUAGAAUCAUUAGUUCAGUAAAACAAAAAUAAUCGUGUAUAACAUGACAUGGAAUAUUUAACAGACAACACUUCAACUGGUUAGUGUUCAUAUUCCAAUGUACCUCUC